This is a messenger RNA of Apis mellifera (honey bee), 992 nucleotides long. RefSeq names its product flavin reductase (NADPH). The transcript has 5 exons. Bases 81 to 686 code for a protein of 201 amino acids. The record is from RefSeq and is a predicted model, not a curated record. Lineage: Eukaryota; Metazoa; Arthropoda; Insecta; Hymenoptera; Apidae.
AAUAUGACAUAGCACUUUUAUGUAGUGAUUAUAAUUUUACGUAAUAGAAAUAGCGAAUUUACUAUAGCAAUUGUAUCGCCAUGAAUAGAAUAGUGAUAUUUGGAGCUACGGGAAAUACAGGAUUAUGUGCUUUAAAUAGUGCUGUAAAUAAGGGAUUAAAUAUAAAGGUAUUUGUGAGAGAUGAAAACAAAGUUCCAAUGAAUUUAAAAAAUAAAAUUGAAAUAAUUAUUGGAGAUGUUACUAACAAAGAACAAGUUUCAAAUGCAAUAUCUAAUACAGAUGCAGUGGUUGUUGUGCUUGGUACACGAAAUGAUUUAAGUCCAACCACAAUAUUGUCUACUGGUAUGAAAAAUAUAAUAGAUGCUAUGAAAAUGCACAGUGUAGAAGUAGUAUCUGUUUGUUUAUCUGCAUUUUUAUUUUAUAAACCUGAAACAGUACCUAAUAUAUUUAAAGAUUUAAAUGCAGAUCAUCAACGUAUGUUUGAUCUUCUUAAAGAAAGUCAAUUAAAAUGGAUUGCAGUAUUACCACCUCAUAUUGCAGAUGUACCAAAUUCAAAAUAUAUAGUGAAAUAUAAUGAAUCUCCAGGUCGAGCUAUUUCCAAACAUGAUUUAGGUGCUUUUCUUAUUGAAAGUCUUCAACAAACAGAACAUUAUCAAAAAGUUUGUGGUAUUGCUAACACUGCAUAAUAUAACAAAAAAUAUUUUGUAAUAUGUAAAAAACUUAAAAGUAUUUUAUAAAAUUUUGUUUAUUUUUGAGAUAUAAAAAAGUAAAUAAUAAAUUUAAAAAUUUACUAUGUUUAAUUUGUACAAAAGAAAUUGUUAAUUUUUUUAGAGAAUAUCUACGUUUUUAAAUAUCUAUUGGAAUGAUUGUAAAUUAUGAUUUGUAAUAUAUGAAUGACAUGUAUGCAUGAGAAACAUUUCUACAUUUAAAAGCAAUUAAAAUUAAAAUUAAAAAAAUAAUUUUCUAGAUAAAUAAAUAAAUAAUAUACAUAA